This is a messenger RNA of Perca fluviatilis (European perch), 1076 nucleotides long. It is a transcript of the gene soul4, whose product is annotated as heme-binding protein soul4. The coding region runs from base 169 to 903 and encodes 244 amino acids. The transcript has 6 exons. NCBI's taxonomy places the organism in Eukaryota, Metazoa, Chordata, Actinopteri, Perciformes, Percidae. The record is from RefSeq and is a predicted model, not a curated record.
AAGGUGCAGCGCGUGAACCGGAAGCAGCAGCAGCCGCAGCAGCAGCAGCUGUGUUGUUGUUGUUGUUGUCUUGUUGUUGUGUUGUUGUGUUGACGGACGGUUUGAUAGCAGAGACUCGCCUGGAGGACAGCAACGACCAGAACCAGGUGGCCUCCUGCUGCAGCUGCCAUGGCGCUGAUCUCUCUGGAAGACCUCGACGGACUGGACGAUGAGCAACUGGAUGAUGACAUCACAGACAACCCAGAGCCAAUGGAUGAAGACGAGCGGCUGCUGACGCACUGGCAGGCGGUCGCCAGCACGCACCACGUGUCUGUUCCUCCAGACAUGACUGGACCCAUACAGGAAAUGACCCGCAACAAUCAGCAGAGGGAGCCAAUCCCCUUCACCCCAGUGUCCUGCCACGAGAAGAUGGGAGAGGUUCUGUACGAGGAGCGCUGCGUUCCCGCCGGUCACUGGGCCACUGUGACUAAAGGAGAAGAUCUGUACGAGCAGAGCAUCUCGAUGGGCUUCAUGAAGCUGAUGCGCUUCAUCUGCAAAGAAAACUCUGCAGGCAGAUAUUUGGGGAUGACGGUGCCGGUGAUAAAUCACAUCCGCAUCAAGCCGGACGGAAACACAUUUGAGAAAGACGUCCAGACGUCCAUCUUCCUGCCGGCAGAGUUCCAGCCAGAUCCUCCCAGACCCUCCGACCCCGACAUCACCAUUGUCUACCGAGAGCCAAUCAGAGUCGUCGCCAGGACGUUCUUCGGGACGACCACGGAGCAGACGCUGAGCGCUCAGAUCGCCGUGCUGUGGGAGAUUUUGGGCGCCGGCGCCGACGUCUGCAGAGACGGCUACAUGGUGGCGGUGUACGAGAACCCCGGCGUUCCUCGCCGCCGGAACGAGAUCUGGUUCCUCCGACUGUAGACUUCCCAUCAUGCUCUGCUCCUCCUGUGAUUAUCUGCUUCGCUAUCUGCUCACUUCCUGUAGCUUCCACAGUUUCUUUUUUCAUGUCAUUGACGCUAAUGCUCCGAGUGUCCGAGAUCGGAAGUCGUACUUUCAGACUUCAGUUUGUCUGAAUGUUGACUGUAACCAUGACA